Molecule: messenger RNA, 441 nt
Organism: Dovyalis caffra
Lineage: Eukaryota; Viridiplantae; Streptophyta; Magnoliopsida; Malpighiales; Salicaceae
Source: the annotation of a GenBank genome assembly
AUGUUUGCAAAAAGUCAAGCAUUGAAAAAACCCAAUGGUGUAAAGUCCUCUACAGAUGCACAAGUUAUGAUUUUGAAGCAGAGACAAGUUCGUGUGAUUACCUCCGAUGAUUGCAAGAUUUGUUCAAUCAACCUAUAUAGUCACCGUGAAAUCGUGAAUGCUGUUGGGAGGAAGACGGUGAACAGUGGCCCCGCUAUAAUGCUUGCUGCCGUAACUAUGCGCAGGAAUUUGAUUCUUCAUAACAGUAGCAUACCUUUUUCUAGUGAUCUCAAAGACAUUCUUCAUGGGGAUACACAUUCAAAUGAUGCAAAUAGCAGCAAUAAAGGUACCAAAGGAAUUCUGCUAGAGUUUAAUUUGUCUACCAGCAGGAACAAUGCUACAGUUCAUACUGACUUGGGAAAUCAGAAGUGCCUACUUCCAAAGACAAAUAGAUUAGAAUAA